AUGUCAAACUUAAGAGGGACAAAUAGUGUUUUACUGCAUGGAGUCAUACCAACAAUCAAACUAAAAAAUAUAAGUGGAAGCAGGAAAUACCCGCUCCCUGCUCCUGACUGCUGGCGCGAAAAUGAAAGUAGACAAGACAUCGGUGGCAUGGAAUAUCUUGAUAUAAAUCCACGAAUUAUCACAGGAAUCAAGAGAGCUGGUCUGAAAACAUUUGAAUCCAUACUGAGUUUAUCAACACCAGAUAUUGAAAGAUCUACAAAUCUGAGCUCCAGUGAUGUCCUUAUCUUGAAGACAGCAGUAGCACAGGCAGUCCCUAAACUUCCAGUUGUCUCAGCGUUAGACAUUCUGCACCGAGACUGUCCAGAGACUCUUGUAGUAUCCAAACUAACCACAGGAUGUGAGAUCAUAGACAAAGCACUGAGGGGUGGAAUUCUUUCCCAAGGAAUUACAGAAAUAGCUGGGGAAAGUGCCAGUGGGAAAACUCAGCUAUGUCUCCAAAUUUGUCUGACGGUCCAGCUUCCAUUGAACCUCGGGGGACUCAAUGGUGGAGCUGCCUAUAUAUGUACGGAGGAUAUUUUCCCCAAUAAAAGACUUCAUCAAAUGAUUCAGUUCUUCAGUAGAAAAACGUCUCUUAAACUGCCAAGUCCAGUCAACUUUGGAGACCAGAUAUUUAUAGAACAUGUAUCUGACAUAGAAGAUUUAACACAAUGUGUCAAGAGAAAACUGCCAGCUCUGUUGAGUAAAGGAAAAAUCAAGCUUGUCGUUGUUGACUCAGUGGCUGCACUAUUUCGCUGCGAGUUUGAGGCUUGGGAGAUGGUGAAGCGGUCCAAAUAUCUCACAUCACUUGCUGCUAAUCUUCACCAGCUUAGUCAUCAGUAUGGUGUCCCUAUUGUUUGUGUAAACCAGGUGACGGACUCUAUGAAGACGGAGGACACUAGAAAACAUGUCCCAGCUCUCGGCCUGACCUGGGCAAACCAAGUGACUUGUCGUGUAAUGUUAUCUAGAACUCAACAUCAAAUAUCUGUCCCGCGGCAGACUGUGAAUGACUCAGUGAUAGGAGGUUUUCAGACGACUGUCAGACAUUUUGAAGUUAUAUAUGCUCCACAUUUACCCAUGUUGAAAGUUUCAUUUAUUGUUGACCAAGAGGGCAUUAAAGCAUUAACAUAA
This is a messenger RNA of Ylistrum balloti, 1167 nucleotides long. RefSeq names its product DNA repair protein XRCC3-like. Gene Ontology annotation, biological process: telomere maintenance via recombination; t-circle formation; double-strand break repair via synthesis-dependent strand annealing. Gene Ontology annotation, cellular component: Rad51C-XRCC3 complex; replication fork. NCBI's taxonomy places the organism in Eukaryota, Metazoa, Mollusca, Bivalvia, Pectinida, Pectinidae. Gene Ontology annotation, molecular function: four-way junction DNA binding; ATP-dependent DNA damage sensor activity; ATP binding. The coding region runs from base 1 to 1167 and encodes 388 amino acids. The transcript has 8 exons. The record is from RefSeq and is a predicted model, not a curated record.